Molecule: messenger RNA, 8135 nt
Organism: Anolis sagrei ordinatus
Lineage: Eukaryota; Metazoa; Chordata; Lepidosauria; Squamata; Anolidae
Source: RefSeq, a predicted model, not a curated record
CCAGUCAAUCCCCAGCGCCGCGGCCUGCCUCUGUCCCCGGGGGUCUCCCUCCCGCAUGCCUUUCCCCGCAAAAGGGGAGGCCUGGGCGGCAUGGCCUUGGCCCUCGGAGGCGCCCUGUGGCUCCUGCUGCUCGCCCUGCCCAGAGAGGCCCUCCCAGCAUCAUUUUAUGGUGAAAGCUAUGUGCAGUUAAAUGUUGCUGAAUCCUCCCCGACAACAUCACUGAAAUUACGUUUUCUCACCAGUAAGCCAGAUGGAUUGCUUUUUCUGGCUGCAGGAAAAGAAGUUCUUUUUCUGGUGGAAUUAUGUUCUGGAAAUGUACAGGUCAGAAUCAAUGUUGGAGCAAGCGAAUGGGUCCUUGUUCCCAGAUGGAGUCCUCAAAUGAAUGAUUUAGCAUGGCAUCUUGUAGAAGUGCAUUCUGAAGGAGAUACAAUAUCUCUAGUUGUUGACAAAAAGUAUCAAGCUAGCACAAAAUUGCCAGGAGCUUUUCCUGAAUUACACUUUGAACGUGGUCUCUAUAUUGGUGGGAAUGGAAACCUUGAUGCCCCUUACCUUGAUGGUGCUCAAACUAACUUCAGGGGAUGUAUUAACGAUGUGAUAUAUAACAGCCAUGACAUCCUAACAUCUCUGAGACCUUCUCCUAGAUUUAAAAACAUUCAUGAGGUGUCAUUGAGCUGCAGCGAUGAAUUUUUUGCAAGUGAAGAGGAACCCAUUAGUUUCUUUAGCUCAAAGUCAUAUGUUUCUUUUCCUUUGUGGGAUGUCCAGGCAGGAGGAGUCCUGGAGUGCAUGGUGCAAACCACAGCUCAGAGGGGCUUGUUGAUCUACAGUUCUGGUCCAGGGGGAGACUUUGUUGCAAUGGAAAUUGAAAACGGACUCAUUAAAAUUCAUAUAGGAAAGGGGAAGGACAGAAUUCAGUUUUCUUCUCUUAGCCCAGUCAACGAUAACCACUGGCACUCAGUCAAACUAACAUUUUCUGCAAAACAUAUUGAGUUUACACUGGAAAGGGAAACAGUGAAAAGACCUUUGCCCUCGCAGAAUAAACUUCCAGUUCUAAAGGAGGCUCUUUAUAUAGGUGGAAUAAGUGAUGUUGUCCGGGCAGAAGUGCUGAAACUAGGGUUAGCUUCAGUUUCUGGGAGAUAUGCUCAAGUAGGAUCAUUCAGAGGUUGCUUGAAAGAUUUGAAAAUUGACUCACAAAGGAAGUCCUUGAAGAAUGUCCUCAUCACCAAGGAUAUUUCAGUUGGAUGCCAAAGAGAAGGUGACUUUGCUCCAAAUCCUAUUGUCGCACCUGUGGGAACAGCAGCUCCUGUUUCCACUAUUGUCUCUGAAGUUUCCAAAUUCCAUGGGAAAGAGAGUCAUUACCAGUUUUUGAUUGUCAACAACUUGAUUGUUCCUGAAGGUGGGCAAGCAGCUCUUGACUCUAAGCACAUUAAACUCAAUCUGGAAUUCAAGAAACUAGGCAUUCGCCAGUCACAAAUUGUUUUUAAAAUUAAAAAUCAGCCUUCCCAUGGCCAAUUGAGGUUGGAUGUCGAGCCAGAGCAGGAGGAGUCCACAUUUACCAUGCUAGACUUGUGGCAAGGCAGAGUUCUGUAUGUCCACGAUGGCUCAGAGGAAAGCUAUGAUUAUUUCACCUUCUCCAUUUCUACAAGCAGCAAAAAGGAGAUGCCACCAUAUUUGAAAGGAAACAAGGACUACAUGUUUACCAUUACAGUGAAACCAAUAAAUGAUGCUCCGGUACUUACACUCCCAAAUGGGAAUUUGUUGUUUCUUUUAGAAUACUCCAAGAAACGCCUGACUAUAGACACAAUCACUGUUUUAGACAGUGACUCAAGUGCAGCAGAUCUUGGUAUUAUGGUCCUUGGAAAUUUGAAUGCAGAUGCAGGAUUUUUAGAAAAUUCCAAAAAUCCUGGAAGUGCUAUUACUGAUUUUUCUUACAGCGACUUACAAGAUGGCCAUAUAUUUUUUGUUCAUACUGGGGUUAAGAAUUCCAGAAUUGUUCUACGAGCAAGUGAUGGAGAGGAAGUUAGCAAUACAGUUGUGUUGCGGGUCGUAGCUAUAGCCUUGGAUUAUAAAUUAGUUAACAACACUGGAGUUGAGGUGCUUCAAGGAAAUGUGGCCCUGAUCAGUCUCAGUCAUUUGGCCACCGAGAUAAAUAUUGUCCAACAAGAGUUGGAGAUACGAUAUGAAAUCACAGAGCCACCCGGCUUUGGGGAAAUCCAGAGGCGCCAUAAUGGUGGGGAAUGGAAGAAGACAAACUCUUUUUCUCAACGCUCCAUUGAACGUGGCCGAGUAAGAUAUGCUUCUACUUUCAAAGCCAUGCAGCUGGAUAAUGUCCUGGAGCACUUUAAAUUUAAAGUUAGCAUUGGCAGCACAAUAAGUGAAGAGUUUGUGUUUCCUAUCACUGUGAAAUGGUUGAGAUAUAACUUCUUGAGAAAUGUGCCAUUAGAAAUUGAUAAAUUAGAACGAAAAUACCUGAACUCCAGUCAUCUUCUUACWGUGAUAUCAGAUGUUGAAGWACYRCAAAGUGAAUUGUAUUAUAAGUUACAGUCCUUGCCUGAGAAAGGAAACAUUCUCCUUAAUAAUGUCCCUUUGGAWAUAAAUUCAAGCUUUAGCCAGCAAAAUAUUUCUGACAAUAAAGUAGAAUAUCAGUUGCUCAGUAGACCUCRUGGRGAAACCCAGGAUUCAUUUCAGUUUCUAAUUUUUACAAAAUAUGUGGUCUCAGAUAACUUUGAUUUCRAMAUCAGCAUUAAAACAGACCCAUGGAGCAUUCUGUUGACAAACACUGGCCUYACUAUUACUGAGGGUGAAGGAAAACUGAUAACAGAAYUGGAAUUAUUUGCACGAACUAUUGAUAAUAAGAYUUUYCAGUAUAAAGUUACCAAGAKCCCUUCCYAUGGAAAGUUGUCACUUAUUAAUUUUUCUGAUUCUCCAGAAAGUAACAAUAAUCUUACUAGUUUCACAAACCAGGAUAUAAUUGACAAGCGUCUUUUGUAUGUGCAUGAUGACUCUGAGACACAGUAUGAUGAAAUCGGUAUCACAGCUACUGCCAUAAAAUCUGAGGAAUGGGUAAGCUCUGCCAUGGGAACAAAACCAUCUUUAUCAGCAGAGAUCACAUUUAACAUUUCUAUCCAACUGAAAAAUGAUGAGAAACCUGUACGUGUAGUAGAUAAGGUCUUUCAUGUUGUUAAGAAUGGAAGGAAACUGUUGACAUUGGCUGAUCUCUGUUACCAUGACCCUGAUAUUGAUUUUGAUGAUAUGCAAUUGUUGUAUACCAGGCGUGGCAUUCCAAAUGGAGACUUGGUUCUUGUCAAUGAAACCUCUCACAGACUGUAUCAGUUCAAGCAAGAAGACCUGGCACAAAUGCGAGUCCUGUUUGUACACCGUGGAGCAAACUAUGGCCGCUUUGUGCUUUUUGUCACUGAUGGGAAGCACUAUACCUCUUCAUUGCUGGAAAUAAGUGCUUCAGACCCUUAUGUCCAUCUAGGAAACAACACAGGAUUAUUGAUUCAGAAAGGAAGAGUGGGAACAAUCACUACAGCUAACCUGAGUGCUACCACAAACCAAGACAUUAGAAGUGAUCAUGAAAUUGCAUUCCAAAUUAUUUCAUCUCCAAAGUAUGGACAAAUCUUGGUAAAUAAUUUAGCACUGAGCAAAUUCACUCUGCAUGAUCUCAAAGUCGGAUACGUGACUUACAGGCAUGAUGAUAGUAACCAUUUGACUGACAUGUUUAAUUUUACCGUUUAUGCUAAAGGAGUCCAGCUGGAUGCUGUAAUGAAUGUUCGUAUAUUCUUGGAAAGUCAUCAGCGUCCACCAGUGAUUGUACAUAAUAGCAGCCUGUUGGUUGAAGAAGGAAAACCAGUUAAAAUCAAUAAAGGAAAAUUGCUGGUUGUACAUGAAAACAGUAUGCCAUCAGAGAUAGAGUUCAAAGUAACAUCACCUCCACUUUAUGGAUACCUUCGGAGGUUUACAUCAGAGGAAGCCUACUUUGAACCAGAAGAUAAUCCAGUUUUGUCCUUUACCCAGCAAGAUAUCAAUGAUGGUAACAUCCAGUAUGUGCAGACCUCUUCUGAUCAACAUCAAGACCUGUUUUCCUUGGAUGUGACUAACGGUAUCCAGGCAGUCAGUGGGAUAAAAAUCAUGGUAGACAUUAUCCCAAAGCUCAUCCCAUUGGAAGUGUGUAACUUUACAGUUGCUGAAGGGGGAUCAAUAACUCUGGAGGAAGCUUUUCUUAAAAUUGCUAAUAGCCAUUUUGAGGGGCUCGAUUGUGAAUUCAAUUUAAUUGAAGGACCAAAAUAUGGGCGUAUUGCAAUGUCUCACUUUCCUGGAGUGGCAUUAACUAAAUUUACAAGGAAACAGGUAAAACAAGGAUUAAUUUUAUAUAUUCAUGAUAACAGUGAACAACAUUUUGACAGUUUUACCAUCUUAGCAAACAGCUCGGAACUGCAAAAACAAAGCCUGCCUCAAAAGAUAUAUGUGGUUGUUACACCAGUAAAUGAUGAAGCUCCUAUUAUAAAGAGAAACAAUAUACUUCGGGUCUGGGUGGGUUCGGUGACUGAAAUAACAAUGAACGAUCUCUGCGCAGAAGAUAAAGAUUCAAUUUCUGCAGAACUUGUGUAUUCGGUUUCUCCUCCAAACAAUGGCCACUUGGCUCUCAAGUCGUCACCAAACAAAAGUAUCCUUAAUUUUACCCAAGCUCACAUUGAGGAAGGACAAUUAGUGUUUGUUCAUAAGGGUGCUAUGUCUGGAGGCUUCAAUUUUCAGGUUACAGAUGGUCUGAACUUUUCACCUCGGCAAAUAUUUAGCAUCACAGCUCGAACUUUGGUUAUUCGACUAGAAAAGAACAACGGACUGGCAGUUUUCCCAGGUUCCAGGAAGGCAAUUACAUCUCACAACUUGAAAGCUGUCACCAAUGAUGUGACUGAGACAGAAAACAGAACAAUAUUUUUCACUGUUACAAAUCCUCCCCAAAAUGGAAGGCUCAUCAGCGUGUACUUCGGUAACAGCACACAUGAUAUUUCAAGUUUUACGCAACUGAUGGUGGAUAAAGGAAUCGUCAUCUAUGAGCAUGCAAAUAAGGAAGCAGUUGAUUGGGAUGCCCAAGAUUAUUUUAUCUUUACCAUCUCCUCCCCACCAGCUGUCCUGGGCCCUCAAGUAUUUCACAUCAAUAUAUCUUAUGGAAUUCAAGGACAUGGCCAAAGUAGCCAGCUAUUGGCAAACACAGGUGCUGUUGUACAGGAGGGAGGCCAGGUUAUAAUUGGCAAAACCAACCUGGAUGGUUCAAACCUGCUCUCCAAAUUACUGGAGGCCCAGCGUUCCAUGUUUGAAGUAUGGUAUGAGGUUGUAAUCUUGCCCCAACAUGGGAGAAUUGUUGUGGGAGAAAGAAACAUUACAAGGGAGAAGCCUAAUUUCUCCCAGUACAUUGUUAACAAAUUUGGAAUCACCUAUGUGCAUGAUGAUUCGGAAUCACUCAGUGACCAGUUCUUAUUUGCAGUGUGGCUAAAUCAAAAGGGCAGAUCUACAGCAAAACCAGAUUCUGAUGUUUUAGAAGAGUUAUUUAAUAUCACUGUUGUGCCAGUGAAUGACCAAGCACCAGAACUGAAGACAAAAAGACUUCAUUUGAAUGUGUUACAAGGGGAUACAGCAGUUCUAGGACCGGAAAACCUGAAAGUGGAAGACUUAGAUAACACACCAGAAGAGAUCAAAUAUACCAUCAUAAGUAAUCCCCAAAAUGGUUAUUUAGCAUUCCAGAGUCAUCUCAGUGAAUCCAUCAAAGAUUUCACACAAGCAGAUGUUGAUAGCAGUAAAGUUUUGUUUGUUCAAGAUGGAAGUUCUUCAUCUGGAGUUUUUUACUUUAGUGUAACAGAUGGAAAACACCGUCCAUUGUACAAACUCUUUAGUGUUGAAGUGACUCCCAUGUCAGUCACCUUGGUCAACCUAACAGAGGUGGUGCUUACACAGGGACAGAAUACUGUUACUAUUACAAAUGUGCAACUUUCAGGAGCAACAAAUGGGAAAAAUACUGAAAUCAUGUUUGAAGUAACAGAUCCCCCCAAGCAUGGACAUCUACGUAUCGGUAAUGAACAGAUAAAUUUGUUUCGACAAGCAGACAUAGAUGCAGGAAGACUGUCAUAUUAUAUGACAGACCCCACUGUAGUUAGAGAUACAAUGGAAUUCAUGGUGUUCACCUUGGACAGCAACCUCACAGGACAGGUUUUGAAUAUUACAGUACAACCCUUUGUGCGAAUGGCUCUUGACUUGAAUAUUUCGAAUUGCGUGGCCUACAAACUGAAAGCAAGUGACUUUAAUACCACAGAAUUAGCAAAUCUAACUGACAGCAAUCCUGAAUUUGAAAUAAUUGUUUCCCCGUUUUAUGGAAGAGUGUUGAAGAGGCCAUUGAGGAGCGUUAAAGCUGAAAGAUCAGUUGUGUUCACUCAAAGUGACCUUGAGAGAGGUGUUGUUUUUCUUGAAGCAUGUGCCAAUAUGACAGGUGUUGAUAUGCUCAAUGAUUCCUUCACCUUUAUACUUCGAGCAAACAGUGUACAGCCUGCUAUAGGUCAAUUUCACUAUGCCAUAUUGCCACAUGAUCCUUCAUUACUCCAGAUGUUCACUUCCGAAGUGCCUCUCUUAACCAGUACAAAUAUUUUAAAGAGUUAUACCAUUACACAAAAUGAAGUUGAUGUCUUUCCAAGGAAAGACUCAUAUACUGAAGCAACAGCACAAACGCAGCGGCACAACCAAAACCACUGGGUACAUCUGAAAGACAGAGAGGCAAUGUAUAUUGAGGAAGCUGCAAAAGGCAAAUCUGUUUGGGCUGAGACAACAAUGAAAACAAGUGCCCGAACCACUAGGGAUCAAUCCCUGCCUAGCAACAACUGGCUGUUCAUCAUUAUUCCUCUUGCAUCUGUAGCAGCUUUAUUUAUUGUGGCUGCUGUUGCUGUUUGUAUCUUCCUAAUAUGUCACAAACCAAAGAAGGCCAAAUCUCUCAUUGCAGAAAAGUCACCGGCAGCUCCUAUUAGCCCAGGCUUUUCUUCUGAAAGGAGCCUAACUGUUCCUACAGUCACAGUGACACCCCUGUUAAAAGAUACAAGCAAAGGAACAGCGUUUCCAUUCUCUGCCUUCAAGCAGGAGCGGCUUCUGCCAGUGCCUAUUACUCCAACUCCAGCCUCUCAAUCUGCAGAAGGACUUCUGCAAAGCAGCUGGUCCAAACUUGACCCAGAAAUGAUCCAGCACUGUCGAACAACCAAUCCGACUUUGAAACGCAGUCAAUACUGGGUAUAGAGAAUGUGUAGGCAUUUGACAACUCUUUAGGAUAUGUAUGUAUUUUGAGUUAAUGUAUCGCAUUCCCUAAUUCAAGAAUGGGCAACUUUGGUGGUUCCUGGGGCCAGUUUUGCCCGCAGAAUCCUAAAGACAGGAUAAGAGACAUAUACACUGCCAAAAAAAUUGCCCCAAAAUGGGAGGAACAGAAGACAAACCUGAAAGUGGUCAAGAAUCCAUUUCUGCUUUUUGAAAAAUUAGGUAUUUCUUACAAUGUUAGACACUGGAGAGGCAUGAUGCAAUCUAUUUAAAUGGCAAAUAGCUUCUCCUGGAAGCUUCUAGGUGAUACAGUUUAUAUAUUUUGCUAAACAAGGGGCUAGUGGCGGAGUGUUGUAUGCAUAGCUGUCUUUGACUCUGGAUGCAUCCCUAGGGCUAUACCUGCUCUAAUUGGUGCAUGGUUCAAAUUAGAGAAAUCAAUAGUAAAUGUAUAGUAGAGCUUCAACAUGUUCAUUGAGCUCCAACCUGGAUAGUCAUUUUAUGAGCCAAAUAUAUAGGGAGAAGUCCAGUGAGCAUUGGGGUCUAAAUACCUUAAAGGCACCAGGUGGAAAUGUAAGGAGUUGGGGUUAGAAAGAAAUCUUUGAGUCAUGUAAGAUUGUAGGUUUGGAUUUUGUCCUAAACUUAGUCACAGAAUUGGUACAGUCACAGCCCUUACCAUUGACUGGUAUUCUGAAACUCCCAAACAGGGCAGUAUAACAAAUCUUGAAACAAAUUUUGCCUAUUUUCACCUUUCUGCCCAAAUAGGGCAGUUUGAUGUGAGUAGAGCAUGCAGAACAAUCAUCAGUGGCCCCACAUGGAUACCUCUAUAUGUGUCACCUUCUCUCUCUCCA